CUCCUCCCCCAAAACCUCUGCCCUAAUCCACCCUCGCCGCCGCCGCCGCCGCAAGUAGCCACCCGCGCCGCCGCCGCCGCCGUCGCCGGAGAAGGAGAGGAGCAGCCAUGGGUCGCGUGCGGACCAAGACGGUGAAGAAGACCUCGAGGCAGGUGAUCGAGAAGUACUACUCGCGGAUGACGCUCGACUUCCACACCAACAAGAAGGUGCUCGAGGAGGUGUCCAUCCUGCCGUCGAAGCGGCUGCGCAACAAGGUGGCCGGGUUCACCACCCACCUGAUGCGCCGCAUCCAGCGCGGGCCCGUGCGGGGCAUCUCGCUGAAGCUGCAGGAGGAGGAGCGCGAGCGCCGCAUGGACUUCGUCCCGGAGAAGUCGGCGCUCGAGGUGGAGGAGAUCCGCGUCGACAAGGAGACCAUGGAGAUGCUCGCCGCGCUCGGCAUGGCCGACCUCCCCGGCGUCGAGCGCCAGCAAGAGGUCUCCGCGCCGACCUACUCCCGCCCGCCGUACGGUGGCCCCCGCCGCGACCGCGUCUAGAUCGUCGUCGCCUCUUCGCCGCCGUCGUCGCCAUGGCUCGCCUAGCUCUGCGUACUACUGAGUUCUAUGUUUUGUCUUUAGAUCUAUGGUUGCUUUCAAGAUUUUGAACUUAGCCGUGAUGAUGAUGCUUUAAGUUACCAUGUGUUUUGGUGGACAUGAUUAUCUUUUUCUAUCGCACUGGUGAAAUCUUGAGUGAUUCGAUAUAUUACCAUGAAAUUCCCAUAUGCUCCUUGUGUUGUAAUUGCU
Messenger RNA from Oryza sativa Japonica Group (Japanese rice), 779 nucleotides. Its product is annotated as small ribosomal subunit protein eS17x. Gene Ontology annotation, cellular component: ribosome. Gene Ontology annotation, molecular function: structural constituent of ribosome. NCBI's taxonomy places the organism in Eukaryota, Viridiplantae, Streptophyta, Magnoliopsida, Poales, Poaceae. Gene Ontology annotation, biological process: translation. The record is from RefSeq and is a predicted model, not a curated record.